Xenopus tropicalis (tropical clawed frog) is the source of this 2525-nucleotide messenger RNA. RefSeq names its product glutamate rich 6B (gene erich6b). The transcript is spliced from 14 exons. The record is from RefSeq and is a predicted model, not a curated record. Bases 170 to 2092 code for a protein of 640 amino acids. NCBI's taxonomy places the organism in Eukaryota, Metazoa, Chordata, Amphibia, Anura, Pipidae.
UUUCCUGUGACAUCCGGAGCUUCUAGUGAAAGAGUUGUGAUCUAGUAGGAGUAUACCUGUUGCUAUGGCAAUGAAGGCACAACAGAGGAGAGGUAAAUAGGACCAGAGAAGCAGGAAGAGCAGUCUGGGAGACGUGGGAGAGUGCCGGCACAUUCUGUUCUGUUACAAUAUGCAGCAGGACAAGGAGAACACAGAGGGAGACUAUCUUUUUGAGGAUAUGGCAGAUCAUGCAUCUGAUGGGAUGGCACCAACCAGUCCCAAUCACCAAGAGGCCUUACAUCUUACAGUGGAAAACGUUACAAAACUGGAGCUUGAGUAUCAAUCUGUAGAAGGAUUUCUCUCUCAAAGAGAUGAUGCGGAAAAGUACAUCAUGGUGUCACAGUGGUUGUCUCAGGAUAGGGAAAAAAGCACAGCGGCAGCAUUAUCACCAGAAGCAAUUCCUGUACAUUCAGUUGAAAACCAAAAGUCAAAUGUGCAGAUGAGAGUACAAAUGGAAAUAAUACCCCAUAUGGAAGAGUAUAAGAGCAAAGCACAAGACAGUAAAAUCAACGUGUCAACAAAUUAUUCAGCAGUAAAGAAGGAAAGAAUCGACAGAUCUGCAGCUGAUGUGAAAGAAUAUGCUGUGCACAAGAAAAGAUUAAUGGCUAAAAGUGUUAAGACACAAACAGAUUGGAGCUGGCAUACAAUGCCCUCACUGAGCUUUAGUAAGAAUGAAAGCUCUGAAACUGAAGAUAAUGAUGCAGUUAUAACAGCAAAGGAGACAAGACAAUCUGUUUCUGAAAACACAUCUGAAAUAAAGUCUCUGGAUUCAGAAUGUGAGGGGCAACUUGGAGAAUCAGAGCUUCCACUAGAUGAUAAAGAGGAUAUACUAAAGGAAAGCGAAGACCAAGCAUUGUGUGCAUUCUGUCACAAAGCAGAAAAAGCGUUACCAGGAGUUGAACAACUGGCUUCUGAACCUGUGGACACGCUCUUUUGCUGCCCGAAGUUCCAAGAAUUAUUUCAGCAUCUUAUCUCAGAAAUCAUUGAGUCACAAAGUUCAGAGGAAACAGAUGAAGCUGCAAACAUGAAUUUAUUUACUUCCAUUAAGGCUGACGAAAAGGCAGCACAGAAACUGAGGGAAAAGUUGCAAAAUGAAGAUCUGGAGGACUACAUAUCUUCAGUCGCAAGACACCUGAGCCAAUUUGGAUCUCUUUUUGCGACGGAGACAAUUUCUUUUACACUGACAUCAGAAGACAAUGACAUCUUAAAAUACAUCCAAACAGAUGAUCAAUAUUCCUAUUCCCCUGAUGACUUUGAUGCCAAAAUUGCAUUCACUUCUAUUCCUAUGGUGUGCAAUGAUCGUUAUAAGAAAUGUUGUGAAAUUGCCUCAAACCUCGACUUAACUGCUGAGAAAUGUAUUAUUCAGUUCCCAGAUGGAACAGGACAGAUCUUCUAUCCAUCUGGAAAUACGGGUAUCCUGAUGACAAGCUGCAGCCCUGCCCAAUACACGUUUAUCAUCUUGGAAGAUGCUCAGCCAAAACCACAGAUACAAGCAGUUUUCACAAGCAAUGGCCAUGCAGUCUGCUACCAUCAGAAUGGCGUUAUUUGGACACUUCUGGAUCCCUUUGGUGGUUCCUACUUUAAUGAGAAUGGAACACGACAGAAAGACUGGAGCUGGUGGGACUUUAGCCGUCAUGUCCAUGCCCCUCCAUUUCAACCAAUCACCAUGAGUCUAAAUGCCAACAUAGAGAUCAGAGUUAUAAAUCAAGAGAACAUUUACCUGACAUUCUCUAGUAAGGACAAGAGAGUGACUUUUAAUGUGGGAUCAAAGCUAAUGGUAAAGGAUGAGCAGAAAAUAAUUCUACGGAAGCAGAAGAUCAGGGAGGAAGAGAAGUGCCUUUAUUUAAUAAGGCAGAAGAUCUAUAGGCUCCUGAGGAACAUCAGUACCUUAGUAAGGCACUUGGCUAAUCACUGUGGAAGAAAAGAUUUCCAAGACUUUAUCACACAACUACAUAAAACAUUUAGAUACACUAGAAAACUUACUGGCAGCAAUAAAAAUGAACAAGGAAUUCCUCAGAAAGGUUCAAAGAAGUGUCAUCAGGGGAAUAAAUAGACACCAUCAGUCUGGUAGCGAGAAGAAAACGCAAACAUCCCGAGGCUCAUUUGGGUGGGGCUGCAUUGUGCUGGGGGCUGGGUUUUGGUGCAGAAUGUUACUGGCUCAACAACAUGAUAUUACAUUUUCCCCAGCAUUUUUCAGGCCUUUUUUUCUGUCCCAAGGGCAAGGGGGGCUUCAGAAGUAGGGUUUCCCCCGGCCGCUACUUUACCAGUCUGGCCAGUAAAAAUAAUGCUUGAUGGUAAUGUUAUUACUAGGGUAGAAAGGUAAAAGUAUAGGAAGGCUGGUAUUUUUUUCCAGAAAAGUUGGCAACCCUAUUCGGAAGAUGAUGAAUCCCUACCAGCAGGUUAGCUGUGUUGUCAGUGGGAUGUUAGUUGUUAUUCUAAAACACCUGGAAAAUUGAAGGUUUUCAAUAAAUUUUUUACAAAAUGAA